Molecule: messenger RNA, 2702 nt
Organism: Chroicocephalus ridibundus (black-headed gull)
Lineage: Eukaryota; Metazoa; Chordata; Aves; Charadriiformes; Laridae
Product: cytochrome P450 2K4-like
Exons: 9
Coding region: 163-1668 (501 amino acids)
Biological process (GO): xenobiotic metabolic process
Cellular component (GO): intracellular membrane-bounded organelle; cytoplasm
Molecular function (GO): iron ion binding; heme binding; oxidoreductase activity, acting on paired donors, with incorporation or reduction of molecular oxygen, reduced flavin or flavoprotein as one donor, and incorporation of one atom of oxygen
Source: RefSeq, a predicted model, not a curated record
UUUGGCAGGGAAAAAAAAUUACAUCUGGUCUAAAUGGAAGUAAACAAGACCCGAGAGUCUUUUUCUCUGUGUAAAGCCACUUCCCCAGCAGGUGUGUUCAGGCAGUGACAGAAGGGCUAUAAAGGGACCCCAAGAUGCUCAUACCCACACUUUGAUUGAGAAAUGGCCGCACAGAGUUUGCUGCAGUACCUGGGCUCCAGCUCGCUGCUCUGGAUUGCAGCAGGGCUGGUCGCUCUGCUUUACCUCCUGACCAGCUCGAAGAAGUCGGUUUGCAAUUUGCCUCCUGGGCCGCGACCUCUUCCUCUGAUCGGAAACUUGAACGUGGUGGACCUGAAAAAGCCGUUCCAGUCGCUGACAGAGCUCUCCAAGAUACACGGCAAUGUCUUCACUGUGUAUUUUGGACCCAGGAGAGCUGUGGUACUGGCUGGAUACGAAACCAUCAAGGAUGCCCUUUUAAAUCAUGCUGAAGAAUUUGGAGAGAGGGCAGAAAUACCCAUAUUUAGGAAAAUGACAGAAGGAAAUGGCAUAGCAUUCAGCCACGGAGAGCUAUGGAAAACUAUGAGAAGAUUCACUUUGUCCACACUGCGAGAUUUCGGAAUGGGAAAGAGAACCAUUGAGAUCCGAAUCCUGGAGGAAGUAAAUUCCCUCAUCAAAUAUUUUGAAUCCUAUCACGGGAAACCAUUUGAUACAAAGAUGAUACUCAACAAUGCUGUAUCCAAUGUCAUCUGCUCUAUAUUGUUUGGCGAGAGGUUUGAAUAUGAUGAUCCUGCGUUUCUAACUUUGUUGAAGCUGAUAAAUGAAAAUACUAAGCUGUUGGGCUCCCCUAUGGUGCUGCUAUAUAAUUUCUACCCAUCCCUUGGAUUUCUCUCUGGAGCUUCCAAGACUGUGCUACAAAACGUCAGUGAACUGAACGCUUUUCUCCAGAAGCUCUUCCAGGAACACAAAGAAGAGUUUAAUGAAAAUAACUUAACAGGCUUCGUUGAUGCCUUUCUGAUGAAGCAACAACAGGAAUCAAAGAAACCCCACACUAUGUUCAACAACAAAAGCCUGUUGUUUUCAACUCUGGACCUCUUUGCUGCUGGGUCUGAGACUACUUCUACGACUGUGCGCUGGGGUCUUCUUCUGAUGAUGAAAUACCCAGAAAUUCAAAGAAAGAUUCAGGAAGAAAUGAACCACGUCAUUGAACCAGGAAAACUGCCUAAGUUGGAGGACCGGAAAAAAAUGCCUUACACAGAUGCAGUGAUACAUGAAAUACAAAGGUUUGCCAAUAUCGUCCCAAUGGGUGUAUCACGAUCAACUCCUACCGACGUGAAUUUCCAUGGCUAUUUGAUUCCUAAGGGUACAGAGAUUAUUCCGCUGCUGACCUCCGCUCUAAAUGACGAGUUGCACUGGAAAACCCCGGAUCAGUUCAACCCUUCCCACUUCCUGGAUGCCGACGGGAACUUCAUUAGGAGAGAGGCGUUUAUUCCAUUCUCCAUAGGACGAAGAGCUUGCGUUGGAGAAGGACUGGCCAAAAUGGAGCUGUUCCUCUUCUUUGCGGGCUUGCUCCGCAAAUUUGUUUUCCAGCCACCUCCAGGAGUGGAUACGUCAGACCUAGAUCUCACCGCCGAUGUCGGCUUCACCUUGAACCCCAUGCCUCACCUGGUUUGUGCUGUGCCCUAUGAAUGAUCAAACGACAUGGAGUCAGAGUAGUGAACACUUCGAGCUUGAAAGUCUAGUUACAGGGGAAAAAAGCUGUCUGUACCUGAGCUUUAGGUGAAGGAAGACACCGUGCACUGCUAUUUUUCUCUCAUUCAUGCCAUUCUUUCCAACAGCUCUUGCGGUGUCUGUGUAACGCAAACCCUUCAGACGCCCCUGAGUACUGCUCUCAGGAACAGUGUGGUUCAUUCCCAGAACAGCACAUCAGAGAUGCAGUUUUCAGGGCUGUUUGAAAGAAUGAAAUGGCUUCCAGUCUCCUCUAUAGAUGUAACCCAUCAGGGGCUCUCCCCUGAGAGCCUCCACAGGAAAUUUCUCAGCCCAAAGUCCAAGCUCUACGGCAGAGCUGAUUAUCGAUGGCCCAGCUGGAGACAACAGACACUUAAUGGAUCUAGAAAUCUCCCCAGGACAAUUGUUCGGCUGAGCCUCAGACUGAGCUUCCAUUGUGUGAUACAACCUGCCUUAUCUUUAUUGCAGAGUCCCAGACACGAGGGUGUACCGUGGGCUGAUGCCAAGAGCCAGGCCCAGGACAGUUAUCAGAAAACAUCUAAGGGCUUUGGGAAGUGGGUUCAUUCUGACUCACACCAAGCACUUUAUGCUGAAGAGCCCGUUUAUGAUGGGGCCAGUCCAGCAGCUUUCUGCUUCUAAGGCAGGCAUCGCUACCACCCCCUCACCUCUCCCGGCUACGCGCUGGCUCCGGCAAUUGUCCCAUCCCUUACUGGGCCACCUUAGAUCCCUAAACUGGCAGAAAAUGAGCAGCCACAGGAAGCGAAGGGUUUCUGAAUCAGCGUGGCUAAGGCUGGGCACGAGGCUGAGGCAGCGUGAGGGCGAUGCAGCAGGACUGCCGCGCUCCCGUCGGAGCUGGGAGAGGCUCAGCCUCGGCUCCGCUUGCACCUUCGGAGCCAUAGUUGCUCUCCAGAUCCUCUCUACCCUGCACAGAGGGAGAGAGGCUCUUUCGGUGCAUGGUUCAACUGCCAUUAGCUCUGACUUGCUCACCCCCUCCAUUG